UGGGUUAGUGCCACGUCCACCUCUCCGACGUCAGCCGUCCUAGGACUGACCUUCCUCUCCCUCGCCACGGGCAUCUGCCCGGCUGUAUCCGACCUGAUCGUGGUCCUUGUCACUUGGUAUAAAACAUUCCGACUCGCCAUAGAAGUGCGGAAGUUACGGUUAAAAGGAUCGAUCGUGACGAUGCUGAUGAGAGACGGUGAGUACGUGUUGCUCUCUUGGUACAUGCUAUGCCUUACGAGCAACCAUUUCAAGGCACGCUCCACUUCAUGUACGUCGGACUCUCUCACAUCAAUCAGAAUGACGUCAAUCUUGGUGUCGCGCUUCAUCCUCGAUCUACGACAGGUAUCCCUCGGCAGCGUGGACUUGAAUCCGAUGUCUCACAGCACCCUGAACACGCCGGACGGUCCCUCUCGCCUGGUUGGCAACUUCGGCGCCGAGCUCCAACACACGUCUCUUGUUUUUGAGAAUGUCGAGGAUAGCAUUGAAGAUGAGCAGAGCAUCAGUGUGGACUGUGAGACCUAUGAGUUAGCGCAGGUGCAGUAGUCAUCGUACAAGUUCACCGAUCGCGAUAUUCCAAGCAAAAUGUUAUGCUAAUCUGGCACGAAGUAUACGCUCAAUAUAGCAUAACUUCAGCAAGGGAGAGAUUCGCCAGGUCAAAAACUG
Messenger RNA from Laetiporus sulphureus 93-53, 663 nucleotides. RefSeq lists its product as uncharacterized. The annotation marks the transcript as partial. The transcript is spliced from 4 exons. The record is from RefSeq and is a predicted model, not a curated record. Lineage: Eukaryota; Fungi; Basidiomycota; Agaricomycetes; Polyporales; Laetiporaceae.